AUGUCUGUUCCUGAUGUUAACAAUGCUGGUUUAUAUUAUAUAGUUGUUUCGAGCAAAAUACUUUUCGAUAGAUGGAAAUCUUAUCGCAAGAAAGAGAAUAGAUUUACUGUAAUGGGACCACCAAUUACCGAGGCUUCCAAUCCUAUAACAAAUAUAACAGACCUGCCACCUUCAAGCUUACCAACUUCAGAUUUACCAACUUCAGAUCAAUCUUCAAAUUUACAAGUACCUCCUAAAUUAACUUCAAUACCCGAAGAAAGUGAAACAACAACAGAGGGGCCUUCUGAAGUUGAUGAAGGUUCUAGAAUUGAUGCUGGUAAUAUUCGUGUUACCGUUGAUGUCAGAACCGAGGUUUUUGAAAGAGAUACUCAACAAGAUUAUGAGAUC
Molecule: messenger RNA, 387 nt
Organism: Racocetra fulgida
Lineage: Eukaryota; Fungi; Glomeromycota; Glomeromycetes; Diversisporales; Gigasporaceae
Source: the annotation of a GenBank genome assembly